CGGAAGAGACGUGGCACAUAAACAGAGGGAGGAAGCUAGCUGUAGUGAAGUUUGCUGAUGACAGCUUCUGGACCUGCCUUCCACGUCAUUUCGACUAGGAAGCUUAAAUGACAGCCGUACACCAUUACCUUAAACGAACAGGGCUUGAUUGAAGUCUGUCUGACAGCACAGGUGACUAUGGGUCUCUGCAAGUGUCCCAAGCGAAAGGUGACCAAUCUAUUCUGCUUCGAACAUCGUGUAAAUGUGUGCGAGCAUUGCCUUGUCUCCAACCACAACAAGUGUAUCGUGCAGUCAUAUUUGCAAUGGCUUCAGGACAGCGAUUACAACCCCAACUGUACUCUGUGUAGUACUCCACUGAAUGCACAAGACACUGUGAGGCUCGUCUGCUACGAUGUGUUCCACUGGUCCUGUCUCAAUGACCUGGCCUCUCGGCUGCCCCUCCACACGGCUCCAGCGGGGUAUCAGUGCCCCACCUGUCAGAGUCCACUGUUUCCCCCUUCCAACCUUGCCAGCCCGAUUGCUGAUGUGCUGAAAGAACAGCUGUCGUCUGUUAACUGGGCAAGAGCUGGUUUAGGUCUGCCGCUGAUUGAAGAGCCCAUUGGGGUCCUUGAGGAGACGGCAGCUCACGAUGUCACUGAUUAUACGGACUGGUCGACAUUUGAGGCACAAGAACAAAGUAACAUUUACCCCAGCAGCUCUUACAACCCCAGCCUCAACCCACCACCACCAGAGUCUGUCUCACCUCCAGCACAGGAAGAGGUUGUAGUCCCUCGUAAAAAUGGGGAUCCAAAUAUCCAGGAUCAGUCUGUGGUCAACUUCUCUACCGCUACAACCCGUGACACAAUUACACUACACACAGCAUCGUCACCAAGAAAGAUCUACGACACGCGGGACGUUGGUCACAGCUCCGUCACACAGAUUGACUUUGACGAUGACAAGUACCGGCGACGACCAACGUUAAGUUGGUUUGCUCAAAUUCUCAAAAAUCGCACAGGCGGAAAGCGGACAUCCCUGUCCUGGAAACAGCGGGUCUUCAUGCUCCUUGUGGUCGGAGUUCUCGGUUUCUUUACGUUGAUCAUCAUCAUGGCUAAACUGGGACGUGCCUCCGCGGGCAACGACCCAAAUUUAGAUCCUCUGCUUAACCCUAACAUCCGUGUGGGCAAAAACUGAUAAACAAGCGUUGAUUUCUUCUUUUCCUUCUGUGUAACAGAAUAUACAGUAUACCUGUGUAGAACAAAAUGAAAUGGGACUCUCAGUGACACUGGCAGCCCAACAGAGGGAGCCCUUUACCCAACUUGAAUGAGAAUGAAAAAGAGACGCUGCACCUUUUUUGAGAAUGGAGGCAAACUCUGGCUCUAUUCAUUUCCAUCAGGCAGUGGGACCCGGCAGGAAGAGCCCGCCACAACAAAAUCUCAGAAGGUGACCAAGGCCCAGUGCAAAGACGAGGGAUCCGGUUAUUGUUGCUUUUGAAAGCUUAUGAAGAAGAAGUGGGGUUGCAUUUAUAUUUACAAUUCCAGCUAACAUAUGUCAAUGAUCUUUGUUAUUUGGGUUUUUUAAGUUCAGUAGACACUAAAUAAACACUUUUGAUGUUAAAAGAACAUCUUUAGCUCGCAGAAAAGUCAUGAUGUAUAUGAUACAUUUAAUAAUGUCUCCACGGUUACAGAUUCCACUUGCCGAUUUGAUUUCAGUGACCUUGUUUCUCCUUUAGAGAAGAUGUGGCCCUCACAACUGGAAUGAAAUGCUCCAAACUACUAAUAACUUAUUAUGGGUGUCUGCAUCACUUCUGAAAUUGAGUGCAUUGCUUUUAGGUUUGCCAUAAAUACUGUAUGUAUAUUUCCUGAUGUUUUUGACUGUCUAUUAAAUGGGAAAAACUGCAGAAUUUAA
This is a messenger RNA of Notothenia coriiceps (black rockcod), 1884 nucleotides long. RefSeq names its product zinc finger protein-like 1 (gene zfpl1). The record is from RefSeq and is a predicted model, not a curated record. NCBI's taxonomy places the organism in Eukaryota, Metazoa, Chordata, Actinopteri, Perciformes, Nototheniidae. Gene Ontology annotation, cellular component: Golgi apparatus. The transcript is spliced from 8 exons. The coding region runs from base 178 to 1170 and encodes 330 amino acids.